Molecule: messenger RNA, 1193 nt
Organism: Artibeus jamaicensis (Jamaican fruit-eating bat)
Lineage: Eukaryota; Metazoa; Chordata; Mammalia; Chiroptera; Phyllostomidae
Gene: CALML4
Product: calmodulin like 4
Exons: 5
Coding region: 82-1008 (308 amino acids)
Cellular component (GO): myosin II complex; cytoplasm
Molecular function (GO): calcium ion binding; myosin heavy chain binding
Source: RefSeq, a predicted model, not a curated record
GCCAUCACUGGGCUGCACCAUCGUGGGAUGGUCCCCUCCCCACCUACCAGGUGGUGGGCGAUGACUCUUUAAAGAGACAGCAUGCUAAGGACCUGGCAUCUUGUCAGCUCCCCACUUAGUCCCAGGAGAGAGACAGGAAAGACCCCCUCGAGGGAGGCCCAGGGCAGGGCCCACUCUCUGUGGGCCACUGCCCCCUUCAUGGAGUCCAGGGAGGGCUCCCAGGAAGGAAUGUUUGUCCGUUUGCUUCGGAGCUUCCGCUUUCCAGUGCGGGACCAAGGCCCCAGGGAGCCCUUCUGCAGCCCUGUUUUCUCAAAACCCAACCAGCUGCUCUGCCCAGCACUUGCCGGGCAUCAGCUGUGCAGGGAAGCUGGAAUCCGACCCCUGGCGCUGGGCCUGGUCUCCAUGGCAGCUGCGGGUUUAUUACAGGGGCCUCCACCCAGCUUGGCGGACUUUCGACUUGAAGCACGGAGGAAGGAAACCAGGAGGGCAGUCCUGGGAGCGGGGAGCCCAGGGUGCAGCCGCAGGCCCCGAGAUGGUAAGAGGGGGCCUGCCAAGUUUUUUUCUCAGGACCAAAUUAAUGAGUACAAGGAAUGCUUCUCCCUGUACGACAAGCAGCAGCGGGGGAAGAUUAAAGCUACCGACCUCCUGGUAGUGAUGAGGUGCCUGGGGGCCAGCCCGACCCCCGGGGAGGCGCAGCGGCAUCUGCAGACUCAUGGGAUAGACAAAAAUGGAGAGCUGGAAUUCUCCACUUUCCUGACCAUUAUGCACACGCAAAUAAAACAAGAGGACCCAAAGAAAGAAAUUCUUUUGGCCAUGUUGAUGGCGGACAAGGAGAAGAAAGGCUACAUCAUGGCGUCCGAGCUGCGGUCAAAACUCACGAAACUGGGGGAGAAGCUCACCCACAAGGAAGUGGAUGAUCUUUUCAGGGAAGCAAAUAUCGAACCAAACGGCAAAGUGAAGUAUGAUGAGUUCAUCCACAAGAUCGCCACCCCUGUGCGAGACUACUGAACGAAGAGAAUGUGAGACAGCCUCCCCGGCCUGCAAAAAUCGGAUGAGUUUUAAAGGAAGGUGUUCCUUUCACUCCAGGCAGCGAGAUGACAUCAUCUAACUGUAGCAGAGGAUAACUUAGCAGAUGAAAUGAUUUGGGCCAUGGAAUUAGCAUGCCUUCAAUAAAAGAUUUUUAUUCAUUUUAA